Molecule: messenger RNA, 2103 nt
Organism: Notodromas monacha
Lineage: Eukaryota; Metazoa; Arthropoda; Ostracoda; Podocopida; Cyprididae
Source: the annotation of a GenBank genome assembly
AUGGUUCUACCAUGGAUUACCAUGCAUAUGUACAUCCUCUCAGUGGUGCAAGAGGAAACAGUCACGUUGGAGAGUCCGACUGGAGUGGACCAAAGCAGAAUAAGCCAGGCUAAGCCCCGCAGCAGCAGCAGCAGGCCCGCCAUGCGGUGUACCAAUUCCCAAAUCGAACUAGUCGCCGGCGACUACGUGUCGCAUCAGUCGUCAGCGGACGCGUGCGACACUAAUGCCCUCGGCACGUGGCGCCGCGUUGCCGCCUUCUGCGCCGCCCCCGUGUCGACCCGCGUCCGGCGUUGGCACGUCGGCGUGCUGACCGGCGCCGCGGGGCUGGCAACUGCGCUCGCCGCCGUGCUCGCGAUGCGGCUCGUCGUCGUCGACACGCAACUCGACGACUACCGACGACUCAUGGCCGUGUCUGGCAAUCGUGCUACUGUCGUUGACGACGGCAGCACCGACGCUGUGACUGGUCAUCAUCAUCAUCAUCACGACAAUGACACCGUGACGUGGAACAACAACCUGCACUUGAAGAAGCAGUUCAAUCCUUACUUGGACGACUACGAUUUGGUGCCUGAAGGCGAGUUAUUCUCUUACAGCAGACUGGAGGAAUACGUAGAAGAAGAAGCUGAGGAUCCCCCGUACUUUCGCCUCCCGUCCCAUUUGGAACCCUACUUUUACAAAAUCGAACUCUUGCCCUGGUUCGAAGGCCCGAGGAAAUUCCAAAUCGACGGACGCGUCGAGAUCGACGUCGUUUGCAUCCACGCAUCCAACAACAUCACUUUGGACCAGUUCGAACUCCUCAUUGACGAAGAAACAGUCGUCAUCACUGACGCUGAAAACGGACGCCAACUCCGAGUCCGGGGUACGAAGUACCAGGCCGUGGCUGAGUUUUACGUCAUCACGAUUGACGAGACGCUCAUUCCUGGCAGACAUUACAGGGUCCAAAUGGAAUUCGAGUCUCAUCUGAAUGAUCUGUUGGUCGGAUUUUACCGAAGCUACUACGACUUCAAGGGAGAGACAAGAGUAAUGGCUGUGAGCCAGUUCGAAGCAACUGAGGCCAGACGAGCAUUUCCAUGCUUUGAUGAACCGCACUUGAAAGCCAACUUCUCCAUCAUCCUGGGUCGAAAGGCCAGCGACAACUGGACCUCCAUCAGCAACAUGCCCUUGCACGAAACUGUCCCCAAUGACGAGCAUGAAGGCUAUGUUUGGGACAAGUUCGAGACAACGCCGAAAAUGUCGACGUACUUGGUGGCUUUGUGCGUGUCGCAACUCGGCUUCCGGGUUCAUCCGGACUCGAAAUUCCGAGUUUGGAGCAGGCCCGAAAUGGUGCACAUGUCAGAUGAUGCUUUGGAAGUGGGAGUAACGGUUCUGAACCACUACGAGCAAUUAUUUGCUGCUCCGUAUCCACUGGAGAAAAUGGACCUCGUCGCAGUUUCCGAUUUUGCACAAGGAGCCAUGGAAAACUGGGGACUCGUCACUUUCAGAGAACAGUAUUUGCUGUUUGACGGGAAAUUGCAUUCAGCGGACGCCAAAUUCGACAUGGUCACGUCCGUGGCGCACGAAAUGGCGCAUCAGUGGUUCGGAGACUUGGUCACUCUCAAAUGGUGGACGGAUUUGUGGCUCAACGAAGGCUUCGCCACUUUCAUGUCCUACGAAGGCAUCAAAAAGUAUGCUCCGAAUUGGCCAAUGGAUGAACUCUUCUUAGUGGACAUGACUCAAAAUGCUCUGGAACUCGACUGUCUCCUCUCAUCGCAUGCUGUCAUGGUUCCAGUGGAACAUCCAGACGAAAUCGCAGAAAUUUUCGACGUCAUUUCGUACGAAAAAGGAGCAGCGCUGUUACGCAUGAUGCAGCAUUCACUCGGACCCAACACGUUCUUUGACGGCGUUCGUCAUUAUAUCGGUAAUUUUUCGUAUCGAAAUGCGGAAUCAGAUGACCUGUGGCUCCACAUUGAGUACCAGGCACGCCAAGACGCCGCCAUUCCGCAUGACAUGAACGUGAAAGGUGUUAUGGACACUUGGACUCUGAAGCAGGGAUAUCCGGUGGUAACACUGGUGCGCAAUUACAGUGAUCCUCGCGGGAUGGCGAUCAUUACACAGGACUUCUUAUAG